Acanthopagrus latus (yellowfin seabream) is the source of this 830-nucleotide messenger RNA. RefSeq names its product superoxide dismutase 1, soluble (gene sod1). Gene Ontology annotation, cellular component: nucleus; cytosol; peroxisome. The record is from RefSeq and is a predicted model, not a curated record. Gene Ontology annotation, biological process: removal of superoxide radicals. The coding region runs from base 88 to 552 and encodes 154 amino acids. The transcript is spliced from 5 exons. Gene Ontology annotation, molecular function: copper ion binding; superoxide dismutase activity. Lineage: Eukaryota; Metazoa; Chordata; Actinopteri; Spariformes; Sparidae.
CGCCCAUUAUGCACUGACGCAGGUUGGCGUUCUAACAAGAGCCAGAGCGUCAGAAACUUGAGCGGCUUUGAAACUACAGCAAAGAAGAUGGUGCUUAAAGCCGUGUGUGUGCUGAAAGGAGCCGGGGAGACCACCGGAGUCGUUCAUUUUGAGCAGGAGAGUGAGUCAGCACCUGUGAAGCUCACAGGAGAAAUCAAAGGACUUACUCCCGGUGAGCACGGCUUCCAUGUCCAUGCAUUUGGAGACAAUACAAAUGGGUGCAUCAGUGCAGGCCCUCACUUCAAUCCCCACGGUAAGAAUCAUGGCGGUCCUACUGAUGAAGAGAGGCAUGUUGGAGACCUGGGCAACGUGACUGCAGGAGCAGAUAAUGUUGCCAAGAUAGACAUCACGGACAAGAUGCUCACUCUCACUGGGCCGUUGUCCAUAAUUGGCAGAACCAUGGUGAUCCACGAGAAGACAGACGACCUGGGAAAAGGAGGCAACGAGGAGAGUCUAAAGACGGGCAACGCUGGUGGACGUCUGGCCUGUGGAGUCAUUGGCAUCACCCAAUAAAUAUGACAUGGAGCACUGAAAAUAUCUUUUCCCCGGAGCACUUAAGACCAACCUAGCUACUUGAUUUGUCAGUUUGUCCUUUUCACUACUCUGGCAUUUUACUGACUAGUCGAGAGUAGAUGAGCCAUGUCUAACCUUCUCCGUUCCUCAUGACAAUUGUAUGUAUGGGUUUAUGUCUGCUGUUUAGUUUUGGUCCCAAAGAAUUGGUAACGCACAAAUAGAAUAAACGGAUGUAUACAAUUUGAAAAGCUAACCAAUAAAUUGUACAUUCAACUGAU